AUGAUCUACAAUUCGAAAAUCAACAUAGAAAAAAACCGUGCACCUCUUCUUCGCAGAUCAUCCGUCGACCUUGACGGUAUCAGGGACUACACCAUCACCGUGGAUAUCUCCCUCCUCCUCAAGGACCCGGACUCUAAUGAGUCCCAGACCACAUCACCACCCGACAGAAACCAAACAAGAUCUACAUCCGUUCAAUCAUCAAUCACACAACCCGAAAUACCAAACUACGCUGCUGCCGUUUCUGCAGCCGGCGGAAAAAGAAGUAUGGGUGCUCAUCCAUCAGAAUCUCCUGCUAAGAAGCAAAGUAAAUGGUCGGCCGAUGAAGAUGCCUUAAUCAUUGAUCUAAGAGGCAGUGGGAUGAAAUGGGAAGAUAUCUCUAAGAGGCUACCGGGUCGAAGUGCUAUUAGUUGUCGGUUACAUUAUCAAAACUAUCUGGAACGUAGGAGUGAAUGGGACGAAGAACGAAAGAACAAACUCGCUAGACUCUAUGAAAGAUUCAAACAAGAAAUGUGGUCAAAAGUGGCUGAAGAGAUGGCAGUUCCAUGGCGAGCAGCAGAAGCCAUGCACUGGCAACUCGGCGAAAACGACAUGGCAAGACGUGCUGGUGUCGUUCCCUUCUCUCUCUCAAGCGUAACUCUCGAUGCUCCGUCUUCUGGUUCGAGAGCUUCGCCUGCCAGGGGUCAUUCAUAUAGUCAAUCCACAUCUAGUACGAUGAAUUCAGCAUCUGGAGGUUCUCGAUACAGUAGACCUGGCACCGCACAAGGAAAUCCAAAUCCAAGAGGUGUAGGAGCCACUCGUACAAUCGCCGCCAGGAGAGAAAGCACACCUAGAUCAGUACCACCCACGAGCCCAACAGAUGGCCUGGCCUUGGCGGCUAUUGGAGGCGGUGGUGGCAUGAUGAUGGGUCAGGGUAGAGGAGGAUAUCUACCUAGUUUGUCGGAAAUGACCACAGGUAUGAGCCCGUAUAGUACGCCUGCUUAUGCGAUGUCGAUGCCCGGGCAUUCGAGUGGCUAUUCGAGUGGAUACCCGAGUCCUGGCCCUGGACCCCUCUUACCGGCUAUUGGCAUGUUGGGGCAGAGGAACGAUGGGAAGAGAAGGGGAAGUCCGGAGGGUGGGACACGGGAUAGUAUUAGGAGGAGACAAUGAGAGUCGUCGUGAUGCCUGAUGAAAGUUUGUUAUGUGCAAUGAUAUGAUGAUGGAUGGAUGGAUGGAAACGUGUGUAAAUGCGAUUGGCGUUGAGGAAAAAGUUAAUUUCUGUUUCUACACUUGUUUUCUUUUCUUCUAGGGUAAAGUAGGGUAUGGAAGGAAUGGAUGGGUAGAGUGAGCAUAUGGGGAUGGACCUUGCAUAUUGGAAUGGCGCGAUGCUUUGAAAAAAUAUCCCUUGGCUUUGGAUCAGGGCUUUAUGAAUUGGAAUUUAUGUUGAGCGGGAUGGAAUGGGGUUGAGAUGGGGUAGCGUAGCACGCAUUGCUUGCAGGCACGCAUGGUGUUCGAAACUAUACCUUCUAGAUUGUAUUAUGAUUUUUUGUAUCUUAACCCUUUUGAAUUCUUCUAAUUGCUUUUAUGAUUUGUGUAUCUACGUAUGUAU
Messenger RNA from Botrytis byssoidea, 1585 nucleotides. RefSeq lists its product as uncharacterized. NCBI's taxonomy places the organism in Eukaryota, Fungi, Ascomycota, Leotiomycetes, Helotiales, Sclerotiniaceae. The transcript has 2 exons. The coding region runs from base 1 to 1146 and encodes 381 amino acids. The record is from RefSeq and is a predicted model, not a curated record.